GAUUGACCGAACAUCUCAAGUUCAAUGCUUAUACUUUUGAAGAGCUUUCUGCCUCGACAGCUAAAACCUAAAGGCGAACCAACUUAAACCAAAUGAGGUUUUUAUGUUCUUAUUUCCUCAGACAAAGAUGUUUCAUUGAACAUGCAAUCAGGAGCAGAGGGGCCGUGGCCCACAGACAUGGGGGAGAAUGAUCCAGAAGAAGAGCUGAGACUGAUCCUGAUUGGAAAGACGGGAUCUGGGAAGAGCUCCUCAGGGAACACCAUCCUGGGCCGGAGUCACUUCCUGUCCAGGUGUAGCGCCGGCUCUGUUACCAAGGUCUGCCAGCUGGGGACCUCUGACUACCCUGUGGAGGAGGAGGCGGGGGGGAGGAGCAGGAGGAAGAGGGUGGUGGUGUUGGACAUGCCAGGUUUUGGAGACACACACCUGACCCAGGAGCAGAUCAUCACAGAGAUCAGUCGAUGCGUGGCCCUGACGGCCCCCGGCCCCCACGCCUUCCUCUUGGUGGUCCAGGUGGGACGCUACACAGAGGAGGAGAACAUGGCCGUCACUAUGAUGGCUGCUGUAUUUGGAGAAGCGGCGGUCUGCAACCACACGGUGGUGCUGUUCACCAGGGGAGAUGACCUGGAGGAGCCGAUAGAGCAGUACCUGGCCAGCGCACCUGUGAGCCUCAAGGCUUUGAUUGACAGGUGUGGCGGCAGGUACCGCGUUCUCAACAACCGGGCGCCCAACGAUGUGCAGCAAGUUCACGAGCUGCUGGGAAAGGUGGAGCAGGUUGUGGAGGACAACGGUGGAGGGUGUUACACCAACGCCAUGUACCGGGAGGCGGAGAUAGCAAUCAGAGAGGAGCAGGACAGGAUAAUGAGGGGGCGGGGCCAAGCAGAGGGCGAGGAAGAGGAAAUGAAGAUGUCUGAAUGGAGGAGGCGUGUCCUAGAGCGGGAUGGGGGGGCUGAUGACGGGGACGAGGUGUUUUGGACACAGACCGAGACGGCGGAGAGAGGAGGAGGUGCUCUCAGCUUCCUCAGGGAAAGAGGAGAGCGAUGGAGAGAAGGGUGGAGACGUAGAAGGAGGGGCGGUGGCCGGCCGAGGCCACGUGCUCCCUCUGCCCCCGGUAGGGGGUGGCGAAGCCAGGUGCCCCUUUCUCCCAGCGUGCUGCGGAGAGUGAAGGUGGUGGUGGCGGCGGUGGUCACUGGCCUGGUGGUAGGGGCUCUGUGUGGUGCGGCUGUCCCACUAGCAGCAGCAGCAGGGGCAGCCGUGGUGGGGAACGCAGCAGGUUUGGGUGUAGCUCAUCUGGCUGGGGCGACGGUAGGGUGGGUGGAGGCUAUCGGCGCUGUUGUAGCAACAGCCUCGGGACAGACGGCCGCGGGGGCCGCUAUCGGAGGGCUUGUGGGGGGCUCCGUGGCCGCUGCGGCUGGGCUGGAAGCUGCCAGUCCUGGGGAAGGAGUUCAGUUAGCCCUGGGCCAGGUAGGCCUCCUGGGGGUAUCAGCUGUGGGGGUGGCUGCAGGGGUGGGGGGCGUCCUGGGAGCUGGGGCCGCCCUCGGGGCCACAGCCCUGCCUGGAGCCCAUGCUGCCGCGGCAGGGGCCGUAGUUAGAGCCGGGACCAGCGGGGCGGUGUGUGCUGCUUCAGGCCCCAGCUUGGUGUCUGCCUCCUGGGGAGGAGGGGGGGCCCGCGUCCUGGCUGCAGUAGCAGAGGUGGGCCAGGCGGCGGUGGGACUGGUGCUGGCUGGAGGUCUUGUGGUAAAGGUGUUCAAAGAAAAGGUCUGUAGCGGCGAAGGGACCAGGGAAGCUAGCUACACAGAGCGCAGGACGUAUGAAAUCCACUGGAACAAAAUGAGUGUCUCCGGCCGUGGACUUCACCUCAAAGAUGCCGUCUUCGAUGGUCACGAUGGAGACGAAGGUGCCCCCACCCAGGUCAAAGAUCAGGACGUUGCGCUCGCUGCUCUUGCCUUUGUCCAGACCGUAGGCAAUGGCGGCCGCCGUGGGCUCGUUGAUGAUCCUCAGGACGUUGAGGCCGGCGAUCACUCCUGCGUCCUUGGUGGCCUGACGCUGGGAGUCGUUGAAGUAAGCUGGAACCGUGAUGACGGAGUUCGACACCUUCUGGCCCAGUCUGAAUGUAAAAACUUUGUGAAUUAUUCGAUUUUUACUUCAACAGAAACUGCGUGGCCCUCUGAUUUCUUCGGGCGGAGUCCACCUGAACAACAGAUAAAAGACGACUGGAAAAUAGAUAUUGAGAAAAUUACGAACAUUAUUGAGUCAGCAGGAGCAGAGGGGCCGUGGCCAACAGACAUGGGGGAGAAUGAUCCAGAAGAAGAGCUGAGACUGAUCCUGAUUGGAAAGACGGGAUCUGGGAAGAGCUCCUCAGGGAACACCAUCCUGGGCCGGAGUCACUUCCUGUCCGGGUGUAGUGCAGGCUCUGUUACCAAGGUCUGCCGGCUGGGGACCUCUGACUACCCUGUGGAGGAGGAGGCGGGGAGGAGGAGGAGGAGGAAGAUAAAGGUGCUGGUGGUGGACAUGCCAGGUUUUGGAGACACUGACCUGACCCAGGAGCAGAUCAUCACAGAGAUCAGUCGAUGCGUGGCCCUGACGGCCCCCGGCCCCCACGCCUUCCUCUUGGUGGUCCAGGUGGGACGCUACACACACAGAGGAGGAGAACACGGCCGUCACUAUGAUGGCUGCUGUAUUUGGUCAGGAGCAGAGGGGCCGUAUCCAACAGACAUGGGGGAGAAUGAUCCAGAAGAAGAGCUGAGACUGAUCCUGAUUGGAAAGACAGGAUCUGGGAAGAGCUCCUCAGGGAACACCAUCCUGGGUCGACAACACUUCCUGUCCGGGUGUAGUGCAGGCUCCGUUACCAAGGUCUGCCGGCUGGGGACCUCUGACUACCCUGUGGAGGUGGAGGCGGGGAGGAGGAGGAGCAGGAGGAAGAAGGUGGUGGUGUUGGACUUACCAGGUUUUGGAGACACACACCUGACCCAGGAGCAGAUCAUCACAGAGAUCAGUCGAUGCGUGGCCCUGACGGCCCCCGGCCCCCACGCCUUCCUCUUGGUGGUCCAGGUGGGACGCUACACAGAGGAGGAGAACACGGCCGUCACUAUGAUGGCUGAGGUAUUUGGAGAAGUGGCGGUCCGCCACCACACAGUGGUGCUGUUCACCAGGGGAGAUGAGCUGGCGGAGCCGAUAGAGCAGUACCUGGCCAGCGCACCUGUGAGCCUGAAGGCUUUGAUUGACAGGUGUGGCGGCAGGUACCACGUUCUCAACAACGAGGCGCCCAGCGAUGUGCAACAAGUUCACGAGCUGCUGGGAAAGGUGGAGCAGGUUGUGGAGGACAACGGUGGAGGGUGUUACACCAACGCCAUGUACCGGGAGGUAGAGGCAGCAAUCAGGGAGGAGGAGGACAGGGUAAGGAGGGAGGAGGAGGAGGAAGACAGGGUAAGGAGAGAGGAGGAGGACAGGUUGAGGAGGGAGGAGGAGGAUAGGUUAAGUAGGGAGGAGGUUGACCGUUUAAGGAGGGCGGAGGAGGACAUGUUAAGUUUGGAGGAGGUGGAAAGAUUGAGUAGGGAAGAAGUCGAUUGGUUGAGGAGAGAGGAGGAGGACAGGUUGAGGAGAGAGGAGGAGGACCGGUUAAGUAGGGAGGAGGUUGACCGUUUAAGGAGGGCGGAGGAGGACAGGUUAAGUUUGGAGGAGGUUGAAAGAUUGAGGAGGGAGGAAGUUGAUUGGUUGAGGAGAGAGGAGGAGGACAGAUUAGGUAAUGAGGAGGUUGACACGAAAAUGAUGGAUGAAGGUGACAGGUCAAGUUGGGAGGAGGUUGACAGGUUGAGGCGGGAGGAGGUCAUUUGGUUGAGAGAGGAAGAGGACAGGUUCAGGAGGGCGGAAGCGGACAGGUUCAGUAGGGAGAGGGCCCCAGCAGAGAGAGGUUUCAAUAGAAGACCGCAGGCUGCACAUUCCUCCAGCAGGGGGCGGCGCAGCCAGGUGUUGCUCUCCCCCAGCCUGAUGCAGACUGUGAGGAAGGUGGUGGCGGCGGGGCUCACGGGCCUGGCGGUGGGGGCUUUGUGUGGGGCCGCCGUCCCCCUUGCAGUGACAGCAGGAGCCUACUUGAUGGGCAGCACAUUAGCCUGCACUACAGCUUCUGUGGUCGUGGGGGGUGCAGUCGGAGGGUUUGUAGGGGGCAGUAUUGGUGCCGGGAAUGGGCUAGAAGCUGCAAGUCCUUUGGGAGGAGCUCAGCAAACCCUUCGUCAGGUUGGCACCCUUGGGGUCACGGUGGUGGGGUUGGCUGCACGGGUGGGAGCUGUAGGGGGUGUGGCUGCAAGGGCAGGAGCUGCAGGGGGUGUGAGAGCUGCAGGGGGUGUGGUUGCAAGGUCUGUAGGGGCUGGAGCUGAUGCCGGGGCUGCCCCUUUAGGGACUGAUUUAAUUAAUGCAGCUGCGACUGUAGGAGGUGCUUUGGCAAAUGCCACACAAGCUGUUCUCACCUCCUUUAGCCGUUGACCGGCAGACAGGGUUCGAGUUAGGAUUCCAUCUCUAUGGGGGUCUCUUAAAGUUGUUGAUGGGACGGACGGACGGACGGGGGAGAGGGGUUGAGAGACCGUAAAUAUGGGCUAUUAUGACACGGCUCUUCUCAAUGCCGUGGAACUCUCCGUUCACUUGCAUGUGCCCUCCACAACAACGCCAGCGUCUUCGGUUGCUAAGCGACAUCAGCGUCUUUGGCUAACUAUUUGUCCGCUGAUCAACACUACGAAUGGUAGUGUUAUCGAAAAUAAGCCCCUUAAGGUCAAAGAGACCGUCGGUGUCAGGUUCGCACUGUCUGGGCUUAUUUUCCCGAUAAUCACCGUCGUUCUAUUAUCUCUUACUUAACGACAAUAUUACUCUGUAUGUGGAAGGGAAAAUAGCUUUAUUUAUAAUCACAAUAUUAUGCUGCUGUAUUUUCAUUGACUCCCACAGAUAUUUGAGUUUGCUGCUUUCAUCAGCUCCCACUGGCUCCCACCUAACUUGAAAAAUCCUGAUUUUUCCGUACACUAAUCUUCAGCAAUCAAACUAUACACACCGAUGUGGUGCAGCUCGACUAGCUCUGUUUUUUCAAUGCAUACUAAGUGUCUGGUCACGUCUGUGGCAAAGCAAAAUGGAGCACUGUCACUUCACCGUGACCGCUUCACAUAUAACUUGACUUUUAAGGAUUUUUUUUGGUAUAUCAGGGCCUCGAGGCCAUCAACAUAUUUUUAAUUGUGUCGUAUAUUGGGGCCCUCAGUCUGGGUGAAAAGCGGGGGCAGAACUGCAGCAGGCUCUCAUGCCCUCUUGUAAGGGAAGCAGACGGCCGACUGGGGGUUAAGGGGUACGGGGGGCCUGGAGGGGCGGCUGGACACCUUGUCUCUCACCUGUUGCUUUACUUAUCUUAAUCUGAUGCUAGUUUUUUUUCACUUUUCACUUGGAGAUGUGCCUGAUAAUUUUCUUAGGUAGAUUUGUCUGUUGGUCCUUUGAUCCUGACCAACAUUCACCUUUAUAGUGUUUUCAGCCUAUGAUCAUGAUCACAGAAAGCAACUCUGUGUUGCUGUGUUUUAAUCCCACAGGGAGAGUAUCAAAUAUCAUACAAUACAUCAGUUUUCAUAUAUCAUAUCAUAUCAAAUAUCCAAUAUCGUAUAAUUGUGUGUAUUUACGAACAAACAUAUGGAAUAAAAUGUGAUAAUCUAAUAAAAAUAUUUAAUCGUG
Molecule: messenger RNA, 5691 nt
Organism: Gadus macrocephalus (Pacific cod)
Lineage: Eukaryota; Metazoa; Chordata; Actinopteri; Gadiformes; Gadidae
Exons: 6
Coding region: 142-4476 (1444 amino acids)
Molecular function (GO): ATP hydrolysis activity; GTP binding
Source: RefSeq, a predicted model, not a curated record